Messenger RNA from Thermothelomyces thermophilus ATCC 42464, 2440 nucleotides. RefSeq lists its product as uncharacterized. The coding region runs from base 178 to 2223 and encodes 681 amino acids. Gene Ontology annotation, biological process: regulation of transcription by RNA polymerase II. Gene Ontology annotation, molecular function: DNA binding; DNA-binding transcription factor activity, RNA polymerase II-specific. The transcript has 3 exons. Gene Ontology annotation, cellular component: RSC-type complex; nucleus. The record is from RefSeq and is a predicted model, not a curated record. Lineage: Eukaryota; Fungi; Ascomycota; Sordariomycetes; Sordariales; Chaetomiaceae.
CUACCUAGUACCUAGCGUAGUAAGACCGAGGCUUCUCUCCCCGUCGUCUGUCUAUUUCGAAAGGAGCGUGGUAUAUCUUCCCAGCAGCGUUCCCCGUUCGAGAAUUGCGCCGGCGUGGACGACCAAGAGAGAGUGCUGCCCUCCGACCGGGCUGCUCCAGCACCGGCUACCGUCACGAUGGAUAUGGACUAUCUCGACCCUUACCAGCGGCGCCAUCCUGACCUGCCCAUGCAGCUCUUUGCCGGCGACCAACAGGCGCAUCCGCAAGCCAUGCAGUACCCAUACUGGAACCCACUGAUGGCCUACUACCAACAACAGCACCGCGCGGCGGCUUUGGUGGGCCAUGCCGGCGUUCACCUCUCCAAGCCUGCGGAACCCAAGCCGAGGUUGGCAAAGGACGAGGUAGAGCUGCUGGAACGCGAAUUUGCGAAGAAUCAGAAGCCGAACAGCAGCACCAAGCGGGAACUCGCCGAGAAGAUGGGGGUCGAGGUGCCCAGGAUAAACAACUGGUUUCAGAACCGCCGGGCCAAGGAGAAGCAGAUCAGGAAGACGGCCGAGUUCGAGGCCCAGCAGGCGAGGGAACGGGCGGCUGCGGAGGCCAAGUCGGCCAGCGACCGGGACCAGGAUGGCAAAGCUGCUGAUGAAUCGUCGUCCCACGGCGGCAGCAGCAGCCCUAGUCAGCAUCAGGGUCAGAACCGAAAUGAGCCCGGCCGCCCGUCCACUGGCGCACUUGGGCAAGGCGAUAACAUGAGCCAUGGCGACCAUAGUGACCAUGACGAUCAUCACGUCAAGCCCGAGACGGGCCCUCUCGACAUGACUGCUCAACCGUCGCCGGCUGCUGCUCCAGAAUGCGAGAGCCCGGCGCAGUCCGACAGCGGCGCUUCUGCCAAUGACCAUCACGAGCCGGCGUCUGCUUCCCAAGCGCAAAGCCUGGCAACCAGAGAAGCGCAAGGCUCGAUGCCCAGUUUCGGGACACACGACCAACGCGGACUCCAUCAACCAACCGCUUUUCCUUACCGGCCAGCAGACACAGGCGCCCCGGAAGAUCUAGCUCAGCGCCCGGCCUUCGACGUGCUCCCCACUCACCACGGUAUGAGCAUCGGCGACGCGGGCGUGUUCAGCCCGUUUGCCGAGCACGACUACUUCUCGGUGCCUCAAACCUCGCAGUUCCCCUCCGAAAUGGCGGUGCCGGGCGCGCCGAUGGACGCCGGCACCCCGCUCUUGAGACACCAUGUCUCGGUCGAGAGUCUGGCGCAAUCCGAGGUCGUCUCGCCCGCCUCGCUGCCCGGCUCGUCGCCCUCGGCCGUGCCCGGCUUGCGUUUCAAAUCACCACCUCCCCCUGCCGACAUCGCCGGCCGAAGGAAGAGCAGGCGGCCGGCACCGCUCGGGCUGUCUUCGCUGAGGUGCGGGCCGGGACCCAAGACGGGCGUCGAAGUGCCCAGGCGGGCGGACACGGUGAGCCCCAUGAGACGCAUCUCCUCGGCAACCGGGAGCCUCUACGGACGCGUCCAGAAGACGUUCGUCGGGAGCGGCGGUCCGCGCUCGCCCUUCGCCACGGAUCGCAACAGGGAAGCGCUCCUCCAGAGUCUCAAGGAGAACCACGCUCCGGCCAUGGCGCCGCUCGGCCACUCCGUGCCCGCGGUGACGGCCGAGACGACAACGACCGAGGGCUUCCUCUGCUCGACAAUGGGGGAGUGCGGCUUGGGCACCCAUCAUGUCCCGGACGAUAACCAGGGCUACCCAUUCGGCACCCUGUCGACCGUCGGCGGCGGCGGAAGCAGCAGCGGCAACGUCCCCCUCUACGACAGCGCCGACCACUCCGUCAGGUCUCAGCCGGGGACGCCCGGCCUGCAGAUCGGGAUUCCGGAGGGCUACUUCUCGGCAUCGUCGGGGGGUCAGUCCUGGGUCUACGCGCCGCAGGACGAGCCACUGCCGACGCCGAGCCUCUGCAGCCACGGCGGAUCCGAACUCGAGUUCUCGAUGGCGCCCCAACCCUCGGGCUACAUUGCCAGCCAGCCGGUAACGCCCUCGUUCCCGCCGGCCAUGGGCCCCCCCUACGCUAGCUUCUUCGCCGCCGGUUUGGGACAGGCCGACUAUCAGUUCCCGGAGUCGUACCCGGCCGAGUCGUCGGCCCGGUCAUCGCCCGUCGUUCCCCCACGGUCAAAGCAGUUCCAGUUCGCCCAAAAUGUCACUCCUCAAGACUUCAACAUGGACAAGCCAUGAGAGAGAGAGGACCCCACUGCAGUUUAUCGAGUCCGCGAACCGAACCUUGGUCAAGAUAUCUGGCCGACUACGGAGGCCUCGUGGACAAGGCGCUGCCAUGUACCAUAUGCCAGUCGAUUUUUAUCUUUUGCUCUUCUUCUUUUUUCUCUUCCCGUACCUUCUCGCCCCUUCAUCGGGGCCUCAAGACACUCAGGAUCCACCGAAUACGAAACAAAAA